UCAGAAUGUCUCGUUUUGCCGUCCUCGUCCUGUGUGCCCAGGCUUGCCUGAUUCAGGCGGUAUUCAGCCAACAGUGUGGUUGCUCUUACGGGUCCCCCGGCCUCAUCGAAGUAGAGAAAAUAAACCUCAGUGCCCCCAGUGUCAACAUCGGCUACAGCUCACCCAGCAUCAGCGUGAGCGCGCCCGGCUACAGUCAGAGCUACGGCGCGCAGUACGGCGGCGCGGGCACCGGCGCGGUCGGCGUGACCGGCGAGAUCGGCGCGAGCGGCCAGACCGCCGUCGUCGGCUCCGUGCCCGUGCUCGGCACGGUCGAGUUCUGCGGCACCGUGCCUGCCUCCGGCUCCGUGUCCAUUUCCGGACAGUGCGGAUGCGGAUGCAAAAAUUAAGGUUUAAUAUUAAACAAAAUAAAAUUAAUAAGCUGAA
Molecule: messenger RNA, 423 nt
Organism: Leguminivora glycinivorella
Lineage: Eukaryota; Metazoa; Arthropoda; Insecta; Lepidoptera; Tortricidae
Product: chorion class CA protein ERA.1-like
Exons: 2
Coding region: 6-386 (126 amino acids)
Source: RefSeq, a predicted model, not a curated record